Molecule: messenger RNA, 1394 nt
Organism: Panicum virgatum (switchgrass)
Lineage: Eukaryota; Viridiplantae; Streptophyta; Magnoliopsida; Poales; Poaceae
Exons: 5
Coding region: 1-1077 (358 amino acids)
Source: RefSeq, a predicted model, not a curated record
AUGGUUUUCACGGCGUCGCCUAAGCGUCGCCUUGGCGUCCAGGCGAGCUUCAGAUUGGGGUGCGGUCGCGCGCGCGGGAAAAAGGUUGAAAAAAACGCGCCGGUGCCUUGCGCGCAGGGGAAAUGGAGCAGAGCGGGCGCGCGCGGGAAAUCGCGUGCCUAUACUCCCGCGCGGGCCGCCGCAUCGCUUCAGCGCGGGAAGGGAGAGAGAGCGGAGGAAAGAGAGAAGAGGGGAGGGGGGAGAGAACAGGGCAAACCUGGAAUUCAGCGGCGCGCCGCCGGCAUCCAGCUCGCCGUCCGCCCGUCCGCCGAUUCUGCUGCGGCCGUCCGCCCGUCCGCCUCUGCUCUGGCCGUCCCCCUCUGCUCCGGUCAUCUGCCAGUCUGCGGAUUGAAGCCCGAGCCCGAUCUGCUCCACCCGUCGCCCCUUCCGCCGAUUGACGCUGCAGAUCGGCUCCCGCGCCACCAUCCUCUGCUGUUACUCCACGCCUCUCCAUCCUCUGCUGCUGCUCCUGAGCCCGACCUGCGCUCCGCCCGGCUGCCAAUUGAAGCCUCCACCUGCAGAUUGACGCCUCCAUCGAUUCGUGUCUGCUUCCUUCCUCUGCUCUGUCUCUCUGCCAACGCCCUUCCUUCACGUCAGCCAGAGCUUGCUGCUUGGGACAAGAAGAAAAGAGAAGUCAGGCUCAGGCCAUCAAGAAGGAACAAGGGCAACUGGAAGUGGGAGGAUGUCUGCUACAUGGGCUCCAAAACUUGCAGCAACAAGGAGGUCGAUACUGUUAUGGUGCAAGCUUUUGCCGCAUUCCUACCCGCAUGCGUGACGGCGUACCCUCUCUUAAAGGAUGCUCCUGACUACAUCAAGUUCACAAUUUUUGGAGGUCUGGCCUUCACCACCCUGGGCCUGUUCGUCGGGAUCCUGUCCAAAUCUGUGGCUCGUCGCGGGCUGGUCAUCCGCUUGGUCUCUUUUUCGGCUAUCGCUGUCCUGACAUUCUGCACUGCUUGUCAGCUCUCCUCACAUAUCUACAUCGGUCUCUCUGCACUUGGUGUGGUGCUGAACUUGAUCGUUAUGCUACUGCAGUUCUAGGUAAUGUAGGACACGAUCGACGUUCAAUUGGAGGCCAAUUACACAAAUUGGAGUAUCUGUUUUAUGUGUGAAAUACUGAAAUCCAUUUGCUUAACAUCAAAUUGAGGAUCAACAAACACAAAGGUCCUCCUUUUCUUUUCUUUUUUUUGAGCAAAAAAAGUACUUUUCUGCUGCACUAUCUUGUAUAUAUUUGCAAAUUCAACAUCUUUUUUUUUGGUUCAUGAAGUGUAUGUGCUGUUUUAGUAUGCUUGAAGCAUGCUGGAAGCAAUUGACAGUCUGAACUCAGCUGAAUAUUCAGAAAAACAGCCUGACCACUA